AUGAUUAUUCAUGAAUUUGCCAUCUAUUUCUAGUCACUUCAUUGCAACUUGCUUCCUCAAUACUUGGAGCUUUUCAACUGGGCCAUAUUUUUCCAUGUGAAUUCGUAUAAAUCUUUGUUUCUCACAGUCUUUUUACACUUUUGUUUACUGAUAAAUUUUGAUUUCUUUUUGGUAGCUUAUAUGUUUGGAACUAGUCUAGUUUGAGGAAAGGAGGUUGGUUGAGGUUCCAUAUAUGCAUUGCUGAGUUUGACUGAUUGAUUGAUCACUCUGGACAACUUUUCACUAUAUUUGAGGUGUGUUGGUUUGUGGAAAGGUUGGAGGCAAGCAAAGCAGGUUGUGAAGGUGUGUUCAUUCGAUUUUCGGGCUUAUUGACUUGGAAGCUGCCAGUUGAUCAUGGCUAAUCCGAUGUGAAAUUCGUGUGUAUUUUGGGGGGAUUUGUUGUUGUUGUUGUUGCUGUGUGGGAGGGCUUUGUGUUGCGUGUGAAAUCGCAGCUCUGCCCGAGUAGAAGGAAGUGGAGAGGAGGCGAACCGUGGUAGUGUUAGGCCUGGACUGAAUAAGUUUAAGGUUUUUGGAGUGAGCUUUUUGAUCUGAGGAAUGGCUCCUCUCAAUUGCUUUUGCCCUUCUUGGCCAAAGAAGAAGAAUAAGGGAGGGAAAUUCGAGCUCGUUGAGCCAUCUGGUAAAGAGAGGAAGCUCGGUACUUUGCACGUGAAUCUCGAUCAUGUCCAGAUAUCUUCGGAAACGAAUGAGUUGAGUUCAGCAUCUUUCAGUGUUCCUGUUCCUUUCCGUGUCCCGGGGAGUUCUAGGUGCAGUGUGAAGGUGAUGAAUCACGAGAGCCCCGUUGCAGCUGAUUCCUUUGAGGUGGACUACGAAGGGGGAGAUGAGCACGAUGGGGCUGCCCGGUUGGAUCGGGAUUCUGAAUUCAAUUUCCAAGUGUGUUUUGAACAGAGUCAAACUCUACGAGGAGUGAAUUCCUCGUGCUCUUUGAACAUCGAUGGCGAUGCUGAACACAGUAACGCAGAAGCAAUGUUCGAGAUGGAUGAUGCAAGUGGAAACCUAAGCGAUCCCCGGACUGGGAGAGCCAGGUUUUGGGCUUCUCCGAAGCUCAAGCGCUCGUGCUCUAGUUUGGCAAUAAGAAGCGCCUCUCUAGAGCUCGAGGAGUGCAAGUCGUACGAGGAUAUGCAGAAGCUAGCUGAAAUGCACUCCACGGCCAAUCCUGGAGGAGACGGGGCAAGCCCUGUCUCCAUCAAGACGCGUUGCAGUGCUGAUAAGGUGAUGCUGAAGAAGCAUUCCACGAGCCAGAUUCUUCCGUCUGGCAGCCGGAAACUGUGGUGGAAACAGUUCAUAUGGAGUCGCAGAAACUUGCAUAUAACCGCGAAUGCAACAAAACUGCUCCUAUCUGAACUCGAGGUCACUCCUGUCAACCAGCGCGGUGGCUACUCAUCAGAUACAGUCGAGCCCAAGCACGCCACCGGCCCAAGAAACUUGAGAUCUCCGAGCUCAUUGAUAGAAGAGUCGACUGAGAGGGGCAAGCACAGCUCGGAUGUCACGAAAUUGGAUGGAUUACACGGCAUGUGGCCUCAAAAUCAGUGGCUUGCUUUCCCUCCCGACUCGUCUCCUCUAUGGAGAGUCAACGAGUGGGUGAAAGAGACAUCCUCGCAGCCUCCUUGCCUACUGGACAAGGACGAACCUCAACACGAAGACGAUAUUCACUUCCCGUCCUCUCCUGAGAACGAUGCAUCAGAGCCGUCUCGACCUCCAGCUGCAGACACACUGGAGGAUAUCUCACACGCCAACACUGUCAUCCGGUCCUUGACUACUAACUCGAGCGUGGCUCAUAUCACGGGCCUUCGACUUGCAGCCAUUCCCUCGAUUUCGCAGUUUUCCAGCCUUCGAUCGGUCAACUUGUCUGGCAAUCUUAUAGUUCGUGUAACUCCGGGAUCUCUACCAAAGGGUCUUCAUGUUCUUAACCUAUCAAGGAACAACAUAAGCACGAUCGAGGGUCUGAGGGACUUGACUCGUCUCCGCGUGCUUGACCUCAGCUACAACCGGAUCUCCAGAAUCGGUCAAGGGAUGUCGAACUGCACUCUCGUGAAAGAGCUCUAUCUCUCCGGGAACAAGAUAAGCACUGUGGAAGGUCUGCACCGGCUCUUGAAGCUGACCGUGCUCGACUUGAGUUUCAACAAGAUCACCACAGCGAAGGGGCUAGGCCAGCUCGUAGCAAAUUACAGCUCCCUCAUUGCGGUGAAUCUGCUCGGGAAUCCGGUCCAGAGCAACAUGAGCGACGAGCUGCUGAGGAAGACGGUCUGCAGCCUGCUCCCGAAGCUCGCGCUGCUCAACAGGCAGCCGGUGAAACCACAGAAGGCGCGGGAGAUACGCGUGGACUCCAGUGCCAAAGCUGCGCUCGGGAGCAGCCGGAGGAAGCCGGUGAGGAAGAGCGCGACAGCGGGGGCUUCGUCAUCGUCUCGGAGAAGCAACGCUGCCGUCGGCACCGGCCAUAAGAGCAAACACAAGUCAAGAAGCCAUCCUCGAAUUCAUUCGAGUUUGAGGGAAAAGGCUUGAUUUUUAUUUUGAUUUUUAUUUUGAUUUUUCAAGAUUUGAAGGUGUUGGCCUUUUUUUGAUUGGUUUGAUUGGUUUUUUGAAUUUCAAGCAAUCAAGAAAUUUGGCUUUCACCUAUCUGAAUCUGUUAUCAUAACACCACUAAAUGGACAUGUAAUGAUAGAUUUUCAUUCCGAAAUGACAAAAUAAGA
Salvia hispanica is the source of this 2747-nucleotide messenger RNA. RefSeq lists its product as uncharacterized. NCBI's taxonomy places the organism in Eukaryota, Viridiplantae, Streptophyta, Magnoliopsida, Lamiales, Lamiaceae. Gene Ontology annotation, molecular function: protein binding. The record is from RefSeq and is a predicted model, not a curated record. Gene Ontology annotation, cellular component: cytoplasm.